Syngnathus acus (greater pipefish) is the source of this 1793-nucleotide messenger RNA. It is a transcript of the gene c9h5orf34, whose product is annotated as chromosome 9 C5orf34 homolog. The coding region runs from base 95 to 1711 and encodes 538 amino acids. NCBI's taxonomy places the organism in Eukaryota, Metazoa, Chordata, Actinopteri, Syngnathiformes, Syngnathidae. The transcript is spliced from 12 exons. The record is from RefSeq and is a predicted model, not a curated record.
CCAUUUCUGAUGACGUCACUCAGUUACUCUUGUUUGAGUUUUCGCGCGCGCCACCGCUUCAACGACGGUGAACUAGUGUCGGUAGACGGUAACGAUGGAAGCCGGCGGCUCCCUCGUGAGUUCGAUGAUUGUGUAUGAGGAUGAGUCUGUGGAUAUUCGCUAUGAAAACGGGGCACAGUUACUGCUUUCGCCGUGUGCCACCGAGUUCAUGCUGGUGAGAGGUUCAGUCUCCUCUGAACAUCCGCUUCAAACUUCCGGGAGAGUUCGACAGAGAACGCGCUUCGCCACUAGCGCUUAUAAAGAGUUGAUAAUAGCUGCACUAGCAUUCAGGAAUAAGUAUGCCAGUCGACCAUAUUUGCCAGAGGGACUCACCACUCCUGAUAACAAACAGCUUUUGUUUAGCCAGAAUCUGGUAGUGCGAUGGCCAGGGUGGUCCUUCUGUGAGGCAGAGUUUUUACCUGGAGGGGAGACAAUUAUCAAAUCAGAGGACAAACACACUCUUCUGACGCUGUCACCCUCGGGUCAAGAGUUCUUUGUGGAGUAUCCAUGCAGGUUCAGCCAACAACAACAAGAAGAAGAUUUAAACAGAACCCCUGAAACCAUCCCAGAUGUUUAUCAGCAGCUGGGAAGCAGCUUGACACAUUCGACUGUGGAUUGCCUGCAUCGAACCACAGAUGACAUGCAAGAGGUUCAACGGGAGGGAGGGAAAAGGUCAUGUUCUCCUCAAAUGAUCAUUGAUUACACUAAGCCAGAAGAGAAGUACCAGUCCAUCACAGUCAUCCAGCAUCACUCCUGUCAUGCAGUCGCACCACAUUGGUGCUACCCUCUUUCCUUAGCGCGCCGUCACUGGACAACUCGUGUCUCCAACAAUGAUGAUGAUAGAGAAGAGCAAACCGAACAUUCAAAGGCUGACCAAAUUCUCAAUACACCAGACUCAGGUGUUGCAGCGAGGCAGUUUCUCCUCCCUGGAGCCCUGCCUCUCAUCUGCCCAUCUCCUCACUUCCACAGCUGGAAGUUUCGAGACCCGCUAUCAAACAAACAAGCAAAUCAGGACUUUCCAACAGAAAUGGUGAAAGUGAUGUGGCACCAAGGGGUGACGUACAGGAUACUGGAACAAGAGGUCCCAGUCAUUGAAGUUUCUCCCGGGGAUGGGUCUGUCAUCCGAUCUAAAGGGGUCCUCAACUUGUACUUUAUUCAUUAUAAGCCUGAGUUCACAUCAGUGGAGGCAAAAGUUAAAGAAAUAACAUACCACGUGGAUGGCCUUCCACCCGAUACACCUGGACAGUUGUACUCGAUUUGCUUUGUUGUUAGUUUUGCAAGCAGACUUCUCGUCAUAUACAAUGAGGUCAGAAAACGGAGGCUGCCUACACCCAGCUGCUUGCUACAGCAAAAUGUGGUCUUUAAACCAACAGUGGUUGAUGGAAACCUCUCCAAUUCACCUCUGGAACAGCAUGAGAAUGAUGGAGAGACAAUAGGAAGUGGCAGAAACCGGUUAGAUCUGGUUGCUGCGGAGCUUGCAAAGAUACAGCGGUUCAUCUUUCCUUUGGAAAAGAGUGACUUGUUGGGAAGGGAGAAAGGAUGUGCACAAAACUGUUUGGCUGAAACUGCUCAUGAGACAGUGAGUGAAACAAUCAUUGCAGAAGCUCUUCAGAGGACAUCCAAAGCCAUACAGGAUAUUGAUGCCUUCUUAACUGCAGCUAAGCAAACCUGAAGAUGUAUGGCACAGUUUGAUUGCUCGGGAUUAUUAUUAUUAUUUUUUUUGCAUGACUCAAAUAAAUAAAUUACUCACUCUA